Gigantopelta aegis is the source of this 3224-nucleotide messenger RNA. Its product is annotated as cytochrome P450 26A1-like. The record is from RefSeq and is a predicted model, not a curated record. Gene Ontology annotation, molecular function: iron ion binding; oxidoreductase activity, acting on paired donors, with incorporation or reduction of molecular oxygen; heme binding. Gene Ontology annotation, biological process: sterol metabolic process. The transcript is spliced from 5 exons. The coding region runs from base 790 to 2328 and encodes 512 amino acids. Lineage: Eukaryota; Metazoa; Mollusca; Gastropoda; Neomphalida; Peltospiridae.
UUAUCACGUACUGUUACAGAUCAAUUUUGACUUUCAUGGCGAUUUACCUAUUUUAGUUAUGACCCUUGAACUUAGGAGAUAUAAAAAAAAAGUUUUUUCCAGACUUCUUUUGCAGUACCUGAAGAUAUUGAUAUGAAAUUUUGUAUCCACCUUUAUCAUGUAGGCCUACUGUUACUUAUCAAGUUUAACUUUUAUGGUGAUUUAUCUACUUUUCACAGAAGUAAGACCCUUGAAUUUAGAAGAUAUGAAAAAAAUUCGAGUUCGGUAGGGGAUAUGUGUUACUUUAGCAGUACUCUCAUAAUGCUUAUUCCUUUACGCAAAUAAUGUAAUAUACACUAAGUUCUCUCAUCUCUUUGUACAAUGUACAUUCCUCGAACCUUGCAAGAAGGUCAGACAUCUGCAGAAAGUUUUCCAAAAAGUCCUUUGAAAAAAGUGUACAUAUCACAGAAAUUACUGAUUUUGUUUCAGAGUUGUGGAGUUUUCAAAUAAUGUUGCGAUAAGGGAGGUGUAUACUAUUAUAUCCACUCGCACCCCCACUAGUUGGGGACCUAUAACAAUUGACCCAUUUCACCUAUGUCGAUCAAUAGAAGAGCUAGCGUGACCCACAAACCUAUUGAAACAUAUCGUAAGUUGCGCACUCUAUAAGGUCAUCUGCGGUUACCUUGGCUGUCAGUCGAGCUAAAAUGUUUCAAAGUAAAUUCAUGAAUAAAUCAUAGCAGGCCGCUUAACAACACCUUGCAAUACAAGUUGUGUUAGAUUCCUGGACCUAUUUAAAAUUAUUAUUACGACAUGGAUGAUGCUUUCAAUGCUGAAAGUUCUCAGUUUGAUCAUCUUGACAACAUAUCGUCAGACUGGCUUCAGUGGUGUUGUUUCUACAAAACAUGUUCACUCAUUUUCCAACUGUUCCUGUCAUGGCUGAUGUGGUGUUUGACAAAGUACCUGUGGCGGAUGUACUUUCUUCGCAUGCGUGACGUUGAUAGCGCUCUACCGCUACCUCCUGGGGAAAUGGGUUAUCCCAUAAUUGGUGAAACGCUCCAAUUCUUUCGACAGGGUGCCGACUUCUAUAACAGACGGAUUGCAAAAUACGGAAGAGUAUUUAAAACCCAUCUUCUAGGUUCUCCCACAGUCAGAGUGAUAGGAUCUGAGAAUGUCCGUAAAAUUCUUCUUGGGGAACACAUCAUAGUCGACAUGAAGAUUCCACGGUCGGCGAGCCUCUUGUUCGGAUCUGGCGCAAUAGUCAAUUCAUCUGGAGACCAUCAUCGCCUAAGAAAGAAGAGUCUUCAAAAGGCGUUCAACCCUGAAUUUCUGUCAUCAUGUAUACCGAAUAUUCGUCGUCUUGUAAGGAAAUGGUGUGAAGAUUUGUGCAACGAAGGAGAAGUUCUUGGAUUUGAAAGAUGUAAGGUUUUGAUGACAACGAUAUCGGCUGAAGUCCUGCUUGGUUUCAACAUGGAAGACGUCGGGAGAAUAGAAGAACUAAUGACGCAAUUUGAAAACAUCACCAAUGCGGUUUUUACAUUUCCAUGGCAAAUUCCUGGAACAAGCUUUGCAAAGGCCAUGAAGUCAAGAGCUAUUCUGGUCAAGGAUAUCAAACAGAGACUGCAGAAAGAAGCAUCAUCUCAGUCAGAAGAUGUCUCUAUGACAGACGUGUUGAGAUCUCUGGACACCGAGGACGAUUCCAGCACGGCAGACGAUCUAGCCGACUCUCUACUGGAGAUGUGGCUUGCUGGGCAUCUCACACAGUCCAGCGCCGCCUGCUCUCUCAUCCUGUGCGUGGGGAGGGAUGACGGCGUUAGAAACAAUAUAGAGAUGGAACUGGAAAGGCAUCAUCUUAUUGGCAGCGACGAGGACGUCGAUCUUACGUAUAAUGGCAUCAACCAGUUAAUUUACACGUCCAACGUGGUGAAAGAAGUGUUGAGGUUGUAUCCACCAGCAGGCGGCGGAUUUCGUCAGACCAAGUCCACAAUAGAAGUAGGGGGGUAUCAGAUUCCCAAAGGAUGGACAGUGAUUUACAGCAUAAGAGACACUCAUCAAACAACGGAUCUGUUUACAGACCCACAAGACUUCCGGCCUGAACGUUGGCAACAUGUUGAUAUAGAUCAAGAUCUUUCACAAAGAUUCAACUACAUCCCCUUCAGCGCAGGAGCUAGAAGGUGUCUUGGUGAAAAGUUUGCAAAUCUGGUUUUGAAACUAUUCUUGAUAGAAGUUGUUGGUUACUAUAACUGGACAUUGCGAAAUAAAAACCCAAGCAUGCGGUACCUGCCAAGCACACACCCGGUGGAUAAACUCCCAGUGUCCUUUUCAAGGAAAGUGCCUCAUCACAUGAAGUAAUAUCAUCAUCAGAUGACGACUUUGAAAUGGUUAUAAAAUGUUUAUGUGUUUCAUUUUAAUAGUCACACAUAACAAAAGUCAUAAAAUGUCAGUGCUACGAUGUAACCAUGAAAAGGAAACGGCCCCAUCACAUCAAGUAAUAUCAUCAUCAGAUGAUGAUUUUGAAAUGGUUAUAAAGUGUUUGUGGGUUUCAUUUUAAUAGUCACACAUAACAAAAGUCAUAAAAUGUCAGUGCUACGAUGUAACCAUGAAAAGGAAACGGCUUCACAAUAUGAACUAAUAGCACCAUCAGAUGAUAACUUUGAAAUGAUUAUAAAGUAUUUGUUGGUUUCAUUUUAAUAGUAACACAUAACAAGUCACGAAAUGUCGACGAACAACAUGUUCAGUGCUAAGACGUGCUUAUUUUGGUUAUUGAUUCACGCUUAUAAAGUGCAAUAAAUCAUAUGGCACUAUUCUAAUUAGCUAGGCAUAACGUGUAUUCAGUUUGUAUGGUGCAAGUGUUAACACAAUAUUAUGCUUGGUACAUGUAUAUAGCUUUUAUAUUUGUCACGUGUAUUUUUUUGGCACGUGUUAUGACUACAAGGACCACUGUUGUGCAGGGAAUUGCCUACGUACUGACAGGCGUAGCAUUAGUAAUGCUGAUCAACCAUAGGGGAAUGUGUAGGGGCGGGUGAGUUUUUAGCUAUAUAUACUGUAACAAAAACGUUUAGCAAUUUGGUUCUAAUACAUAGUACUUUAACUCUCGUACUACAUUCAAUGACGCGGGCCGGCCGGGACAUAGCCCAGUGGUAAAGCGCUCGCUUGAUGCGCGGUCAAUUUAGGAUCGAUCCCCGUCGGUGGCCCCAUUGGGCUAUUUCUCGUUCCAGUCAGUGAUUCAUAACUGGUGUAACAAAGGC